Messenger RNA from Aspergillus sclerotioniger CBS 115572, 2247 nucleotides. RefSeq names its product transcription factor domain-containing protein. Lineage: Eukaryota; Fungi; Ascomycota; Eurotiomycetes; Eurotiales; Aspergillaceae. The record is from RefSeq and is a predicted model, not a curated record. Bases 1 to 2247 code for a protein of 748 amino acids. The transcript is spliced from 6 exons. Gene Ontology annotation, cellular component: nucleus. Gene Ontology annotation, molecular function: zinc ion binding; DNA-binding transcription factor activity, RNA polymerase II-specific; RNA polymerase II cis-regulatory region sequence-specific DNA binding. Gene Ontology annotation, biological process: DNA-templated transcription; positive regulation of transcription from RNA polymerase II promoter by galactose.
AUGUCCUCAGAGUCGCCGCAGCUUGAUAUGGCACCACCCCAGCCGGAUUCUGGGGACCAGAAUGCCGCCCUGGACGCUGAUUCUGGGAAGAGGAAAGCGGAAUCGGCCAACGGGACUCAUACUCGCUCCAAGCGGAAUCGCUACAUCUCCAUCGCGUGUAAUGAAUGCAAAAGACGGAAAAUUAAGUGCAAUGGCCAAGUGCCUUGCCAACGCUGUGGACACCUUAACCUUGAAUGUCGAUAUGCCCCGAACUGCUGCAACAAUAACUUCAAGGAUUCUGAGGAGUUUCGGUCAAUGAAAGACCAAAUCAAAACGCUACAGGACCAGGUCAACAACCUUUUUACGAAUCUCAAGGAUCUUCGGUCGCAAAGGUCGUCCAUAGACCCCCCAAGUUUCGAUGCCUUUUCCCGCGAUGGCUCGCAGUCGGUAUUCACGCCUAUGCAUGCCCCCUUGGCCAAACCACGCAUCAGACAUCCCCGAUUCCAGGGUCCUACCAGCUCUGCUUUCAACUUUGAUGUCGCAAGAUCUAGUCUUCAGAACAUGGGCAUUUCCCCGGCAGAUGAGGUAAUAACGGAUGAUCUGACCACCGCACAUGCCACCCCGGCUGGCUCCCCUCGUCAUGUGGGCCCCUUGUUCCCUUCAAUACAUCCUUCUAAGGAUCCAAUAUGGACCAUCAAGCGAGACGAAGCUUUGCGUCUGUGUCGUGUCUAUGAAGAGGAGAUCGGUAUCAUGUAUCCCCUUGUAGAGAUAGACCAAAUCGCCCAGCAAGUGAAUUUGCUAUACACGUUCAUGGAGUCUGCAAUGCGGACUGGUUUUGCGCAACGGGGCCUACCUGGUAUGGAUGGACUUACUGAUGAUAAUACGCUUCUCUUGAAAAUGAUACUUGCUAUAACAUUGGUUGUGGAAGGGGGUGGGCAAAGCGAGCUCGGGCAACGGUUGUAUCUGAGCGUGAAGCCGGUUGCUGAAUCCAAACUUUGGGAGUCGCUUGACAUCAAGACAAUCCAGCUCUAUGGCAUGAUUGCGACAUAUCAUUUCCAUAUGGACGAUGACGCAAUGGCCUAUCGCAUCAUCGGCCUGGCCGCGCGGAUGUGUCUUGAAAUGGGCCUCCAUCGGCGUGAUGCGCUGAACAAGAUGAUUCCCGACGAGGAACAAUGGCCUGCGGUGGUGAAAAUCUUCUGGACAAUCUACAGUCUAGACCGACGUUGGAGCCUUGGAACCGGGCUGCCUUUCAUUAUCCAGGAUGAAGACAUAGAUCCUAACCUUCCUGAACCGGAUGCUUCGUUGCUGUAUCUGAAAUGUAUGAUAUCAUACAAUCGUAUCAGUUCGAAAAUCUGGUAUUCGGGACUUGGCUCCGAGGGUGCAACAGACAUACGUCGGGAUGAGAUUGGCUAUCUGGACUACCAAAUCCUGCAAUGGUAUAAGCAAGUCCCAGAUGGGCUAAAGUUCUAUCCCGUUGAGUCUCCGAAGCAUGGCCAUGGCGAUUCGGCCAAUCGGGGGCUGCGGCGAUUGAGGGUUCUCCUAUAUCUGCGAAUGAACCAGCUCCGAAUCCUCAUCUAUCGCCCCGUCCUCCACUCCACAGCGAGCAUUGCUGAGGAUAAGGGUCACGCUCAGACAGUAGUGGAUGUUGCGAAAGAUACGAUCCGCGUGCUCACCCAACUCAAUCGGGGCUCCGACAUCUACCGCAGCCAACAGAUUACUUUCAACUACUUCCUUGUUGCUGCCCUGGCAGUUCUCUUCCUUGCCGUGUGCCAUGCGCCGACGGAUUUCAACCGACCAGUGCGGGAGGAGUUCUACUUGGCACUCGAUUUAAUCAACGGGUUCAGCACCAAGUCCUACGUCUCGAAGCGACUCUGGAAAGCUAUCAAGGGACUUCGAAAAAUCGGGGAACGACUGGGAGUGAUUGUCCGACCCUUUGGAUCCGACUCAAACGAUCCCCAUUCAACUGCGGCGGUCGCCAUGGCUGGGUUAGCCGGUCAUCAAAUUGAAGACCUGUCCGUGUAUGGGCCGAUGAACGGGGUCACAGAACUCGGAAACAGUCCACUCAAUGGGCUACAAAUGAGCCAUGAGCUCACGAACCUGUUUGAGGCGGUGGGUGGGAUUGGGAACUUCAUUGGUCCUGGGACAACGUCCGAUGGGAUCAAUGGGUUUGUAGGCCAUGAUGGGGAGAUCCAGAACACUGGAGAGGGGCUCUCGGGCGUGAUUGGGGAUGAGGGCGAAUGGUCACGGGUCAUCAGGGAUUUGUUCUAG